UAUUGUAAAUAAAAGUAAUGAAAAUUGUAAUAUGUAAAAGAAGCAGUUCGAAAAGAUUUAAAAACAAGUUCUGAACUUUUUCCUAUUUCGAACUGUUUAACAUUUACACGCCAACUAAUGGAGUACAAAAUUUUACUGAACAGUCUCCUCUCCUCUUUCUUUCUCGAGCCCCUACCUUCUUCCUCCCCUAUGUUUUUUACUCUCUUUCUCUCUCUCUCUCCCUUUGCUCUGCAUUUCUCUCUCUUUCAAACAAAAGGGUUUCUUUGCAAUCUUUCUUGUGUCUAAAGAACUGCUAAAGCAGAGUUUUUCUUUCUUUUUUUUGGGCUGGAGAGGAUACAGCGUCCUUCAACUUCAAGCACUUCCUUGAAACUCCUCUCUUUUUAUCAGAAAGAAGUGUGCUAGAGCUAGCAAUCACCAACCUUGUUGAAAAGGCACAUUGUUUUUUAAGCAAACCCUCCAUUUUACUUGCGAGAAGAUGAAAUGGGUCGGUCGGAUUUUUCUCAAAAGGCUGCAUUUUUACACUUUAUUUUUCUGAACCCAAGUCCAAACAAACAUCUCCCUCUUUUAUCAUCGAAACCCACCUUCUUUUUAUCACUAAAGAAUAACACAGCUCUGCACUCGGGUGGUUCUUUAGUGGAGGAGGGGUUGAAAAAAUAAGCCAUCUUUUUCAUUUUCAGGCGUUUGUUUAAAAGGAAGGAGAAGCUUUGGCCAAGGAAAAGGAAAAUGGGUUGUGUUGCCUCAAAGUUAGAGGAGGAAGAAGAAGUAGUCUCCAUCUGUCGAGAAAGAAAGCGCCACCUAAAGUUAGCUGUAGAGAGAAGGUAUGCUCUAGCAGAGGCACAUUGUAAAUACUGUCAAGCUUUAUAUGCUGUUUCAGCCGCCAUUAAGCUCUUUGUGGCUCGCCAUUCUUCUCCUUCCCCUUUCCUCAUCACAUUCCCUCCUCCAUGUUCUCCCUCUCCUCCCCCUUCAGAAAAAGUGAUAACCAAUCCAAUGUUUCUUCAGCAAACACCUUCUGACUCCACCCACCAAGCCAUAGCCGCCUGCUCUUCUUGUGCUUCUUCUUCUUCAACCUCUGCAGAGUCCUCCACUGAAGAAAGAGAAGAAGAAGAAGAAGAAGAAGAAGAAGAACCAGCAGAGGAGGAGAGGAUUGAACAGGUCCCUGCCUAUUUCUACAUGCAAAUGCCACCCCCAAUGCCAUCCCCCCAGAGGGAGUUUGGAUGGGAUUUCUUCAAUCCAUUUGAGGCCAUGAGGACGGAUGUCAUCGGCGGGUAUCGCCAGAGCUCGGAGGACGAUCUCAGGAUGGUAAGGGAGGAAGAAGGGAUCCCAGAGCUGGAAGAGGCAGAGGAAGACAGAAGAGAGCAAAACCAGAGAAAAGUAGUGGCUGUUGUAGAGGAAGAAGAGGAUGUUGGUGCUCUUAAAGAGCAAAGGAAUGGAGUUGAAAUGGUUAAAGUUGUAGAGAGGGAGGAGGAUGAGGGUCGGUUGAAGCAGAAAGGGCUAACUGUCAUUGAUACACCAGUGGAAGGAAGGGAACUUUUGGAAGCAUUGCAGGAUGUUGAGGAUUAUUUCAUUAGGGCUUACGAUUCAGGAAUUGAUGUUUCUAGAAUGUUGGAGGCUAAUAAAAUUCAACUUCAGUCAGGUUUAGAAGAAAUCAAAGAGAACUCGACUAAACUCAUCCAAGCGAUAACGUGGCACCGGUCUGCUUCGGCAAAACCUUCUUCAUGUAAGAGUCUGGUAGCAUCCAGUUCGAGAAGUUCUUCGUCAUGGACAGAGUUUAAGAAUGAGCUUUUUGAUGAUUACGGCGUUAUGGACUCGGGAAGCCAUUCAUCGACUCUCGGACGAUUAUAUGCUUGGGAGAAGAAACUCUUCGAAGAGGUUAAGGCUGGGGACAACAUGCGCAAACUGUACGAGAAAAGAUGUUCACGAUUAAGAAACCAGGACGUUAGGGGGGACAAUGGAGAUACUACCGAUAAAACCCGAGUUGCAGUAAAAGAUUUAUAUGCCAGGAUCUUGGUCGCCCUUCGGAGUGCUGAGUCGAUUUCAAAGAGAAUUGAGAAACUGAGAGAUGAUGAACUACAACCUCAAAUUGUUGAGCUGUUAAAAGGCUUAACAAGAACAUGGAAAAUCAUGUUGGAAGUUCAUGAAACCCAGAAAAAGAUUAUUCUUGAAGUGAAGACUUAUUCUUGCCAUUCCUAUUUAAAGUUCUGUAACGAAUCUCAUCGCCUUGCAACACUUCAGCUGGGGGCCGAGCUUCAGAACUGGCGUGUGUGCUUUUCAAAAUAUGUUGCAUCACAGAAGGCUUAUGUUGAAGCUCUCCGUGGAUGGCUAACCAAGUUUGUAGUGCCUGAGGUUGAGUUCUAUUCUCGGGGUCGGAUUUCGGGUGUGCCUUACGGGCUGCAUGGACCUCCAUUGCUUUCAAUCUGCCAUGAUUGGUUAUCUUCCAUGGAAAAGCUACCGGAUAAAACAGUAUCCUUCGCAUUGAAAAGCUUUGCAAAGGAUAUGAAGGCUCUAUCAGACAAGCAGAUGGAGGAGCAGCAGCAAAAAAGAAGAGUUGAGAGUCUGGCAAAGGAACUUGAUCGAAGGAUCCUGUCGUUCCAGAAAACAGAGAACAAAUUCUUCGAGUUCAACUAUACCGAGACGAAAUCAGAGUUGGAAGUGGAAAACCAGAAUGAGUACUUGACAGAAAAGAAAGACCAGUUGGACAUGUUCAGAAAGAAGCUGGACUUGGAAAAGGAAAAACACCAUAACUGCAUACAACAAGCACAAAGGAUUACACUAAAUGGAAUCCAAACAGGGUUUUCUGCAGUUUUUGAAUCCUUAUCAGAGUUUUCCAAGGCUUCCCAGAAAAUGUACGACGACCUUGCAAACUACAGCGAGAACGCUGAUAAAUCUGGAAAUGUGAACUAUAUUGAGGGCUCCCAAGUUGAAGAAAAUGUUAGUAGCAGGCUUUUUUCAUGCCCACAAUUUUGUUGCAGACAAGGGCAAUUUAUUGCCUUUCUACAUUAUUGGCAAGAGACCCAAGAAAUGUAGAUAUGGAUUUUAAGUGGGCAAUUAUUGUAAGUAGCUUCAAUGUACUUGAAAAACAAAGAAGCUUGGGACCUAAAUUUAAUGGUCGACAGCUCCAUUUCAACCUUUUUAGCUUUCCACAAAUCAACUGGCUCUCUCUCUCUCUGGGGAAUUGCCAGAGAGCACAUUCACAGCAGUGUAUUGUCAUUCAAUCUGGUGCUGUUUGCUUGCAGUCCUGAAACUCGAGGCAUCAUCAAUGGCAGUUGCAAAGCUUUGUCUUCAUGUAUGCGUUCUCAAUCCAUUAUUAUGGUGGGCACGUGAAAUCAAAGCCUGAAAACUAGCAAAAAAACAAA
Messenger RNA from Momordica charantia (bitter melon), 3353 nucleotides. Lineage: Eukaryota; Viridiplantae; Streptophyta; Magnoliopsida; Cucurbitales; Cucurbitaceae. The record is from RefSeq and is a predicted model, not a curated record.